AAGUUUCACUUUGUGGCCCCGUCUACGCCCACCCAAAUAUUGCGUGUUCCAAAGAUAUGCAACAAAGUUACAUCCGCAUUUUUUUAAACACUUUAUACCAGUUAACAUUGCAUCGAGGUCUUCAUACUUAUUUACUUAAUGGAAGUUAAAAUUCGCGUUGAAAGUGAAUGCCCAUUGCCAGGUGACACACCAACAUUGUUUGAAAUUACAUUGGAAAACGUGAAAUGUAUUGGAGAGUUAAAGAAGAAACUGCAACCUUUACUGAGCGUUGCCAUUUGUGACAUGUCGAUAUAUUUGUGUAAAACACCAAUUUAUGACCGAAAAUUAGAAGACAACGAGCAAAUAUCAAACUUGUAUGUACAAGAAGGAGACACGUUUAUUGUUAAGUUUAUAAGUGUAUGUGAUAUGCAGUCCAUUGGUGAAUGUCUUAACGACAUGAAAGCGUUUAUAAAGAAAGUUGUUGAUGAAUUUUCCAAGGUUUUUUUAAAAGAGGAAGUGAUUGACGUCAACUGGAAUGAUGAUGAUGAAUUCAUAUCUGUUUGUUAUCACUUAUAUGAAACAGUGUUGACGAGUUUGGAAAAAUGCAUGUGUGAUAUCUUCAUGACAUGGCGCAGCAAGAAAACAAACGCAAACAAGCGUUUCUUUGUACAAGAGGGAGGUUUGGAGUUGUUGGCAAAAUGCUACGACUUUUCCUCCAGGAAGUUUUCAAUCAAAAAUUGGGAAAAAUAUAAUCUUGGCUCUUUCAUACAUGACAUGAAUCACAACAGCAAUCGCCUAGAAAUAUCAUGUCUUCAUUGUCUGUGGAAUUUCAUGGAGAAGGAAAAGGACCGUUCUAUUGUCUUAAAGAUGAUUGGUCUUGAGCCGUUUAUUAAUAGCUUUCUCAAAGUUUCAAGUGACGUAGAUCAAGAAUAUUUUGUUAUCAGUAUUAAUGAAGCUGCAGUUGGAUGUUUGUGUGCCUUUAUUGAGCUCCCAGAUAUGCCACCAACAGUCACUAAAAAUCAAGAAAUUUUAUCCAAAUUCUUGUGGCUAACAUCAAAUGCUUCAGAUGAUUAUGAAAAGAUUGUGGCAGCUAAUGCUUUGUUUAGUUGCUCAGUGCAUCCCAAGGCUGCAGUAAAUAUGAUUGAAAACAAUUGCCACCAUUCGAUGCUUGAAGAAGCUCAACUAGCAAUGGCUGUAUUUCAAUCUGAGGAUGAUCCUUCUUAUUCACCAAUGGUUGUGUACUAUUUUUGUCUUUCCUUGGCUAAUAUUUUAACAUUGCCUGAAGAAAACGUGCUCAAGUCUGAUGAAAUUGAAAACAUCGACCAAGUCUUAGAAGAGUUUGUACAAAAAUUUAAGCCAUCUGACAUCGGCGAUUUUGAAAAAGAAAAUACUUUUACUUGGGUAACAUUGAUCCCUUUUGUCAAAUUAGCCAUGUCUGGCCCUAAAUGUGGCCAGGUGCUGAAUGGCACUGCAGAAAAAUCCCAGGAAAGUUGCGAAGCCAAGAACAAUACAGAUACGAGGAAGACCAGAACCCAGUACAUGUUUUCACCAGCUGAGAAACUAGGUUUAUUCAGUCUGUGUCAUUUAGUGAAAGUUGAUGUGAACAGAGAGAUAUUUAGGAAAGAGAAGAUUGUUGAUUACUUAAUUUGCCUCCGCUGGUUUGCUCUCAAGAGUUCAGCAACAGACGUCAAUGAUUUAUCACCUAAGCUGGACCAUUUUGGGGAACUUGAACCACCACGCUUAGAAUCAAUAGCGAAGGCAUACCUCUCAAAAUGCUUUGGGUAUAAAGUAUUAUGAGGAAGAGACAUGGUUAAGAGAGACUUGUAAAAGAUCUCUUCAUAUUACACAAACUAGGGUAAUGCUAAUUGUAUGAAAUUAUUGUAGUAAGAAUGGCUUUAUAUUACGCGUAUGAUAUAUGUAGCAUACUGGCUUCAUAUCUUUUUGAAAACAGAUACUAUAAUAUAUGCUAAGCUAGCUAGCCCAAAUAAAACACAUGUGACAUGUCCGAACUAAAGUGGCGGCCGCCUAGGGUUUCACAUGGAGGUAGUAUCAUCCUCAGUAUGUAAAGUUGAGCUGUAUUAUAAUAUUUAUAUAGGUGCCAUUGUGAUGGUGCUAUUCUAAUUAGUUACCAUGCAACCGGGCAAGAUAAAAAAUCACAAUAUUAACUCA
This is a messenger RNA of Dendronephthya gigantea, 2148 nucleotides long. RefSeq lists its product as uncharacterized. Bases 139 to 1776 code for a protein of 545 amino acids. The transcript is spliced from 4 exons. Lineage: Eukaryota; Metazoa; Cnidaria; Anthozoa; Malacalcyonacea; Nephtheidae. The record is from RefSeq and is a predicted model, not a curated record.